Messenger RNA from Cucurbitaria berberidis CBS 394.84, 1131 nucleotides. RefSeq lists its product as uncharacterized. Gene Ontology annotation, cellular component: mitochondrial large ribosomal subunit. Gene Ontology annotation, biological process: RNA processing; mitochondrial translation. The coding region runs from base 74 to 883 and encodes 269 amino acids. Lineage: Eukaryota; Fungi; Ascomycota; Dothideomycetes; Pleosporales; Cucurbitariaceae. The record is from RefSeq and is a predicted model, not a curated record. The transcript is spliced from 3 exons. Gene Ontology annotation, molecular function: ribonuclease III activity; structural constituent of ribosome.
GAGUAGUACCAAUACCUUCACCUCAGCGCCAGGACUUGCCCAUCCAAGCUAAUUCACUUCUUGACGAGCUCCAAUGGCAUCCAAACGGCCGCUUCGCUCGCUCCUAUCGACCGCAUCAUCAUCCCUCCGCCCGGCGCAGUCGUCAAAAGCCUCCCUCGUGCGGACCUCCGCAUGCGCAUUCUCGACCACGCCAUCAUCACGAGGACCUGAAUAUGAUACCGAGGCUGCAGAUAGGCCAAGAUGGCAACAGACACCGCCACGCAUGAUGGCCCCCUUUCGGAUACGGCCGCAAGCAAACGGCGGCGUCUUCAAGGUCAAUGAAGACCCUAAGAGAUUAGAUGAUGCCUAUGUACGAAUGCUGGGACCUGGAGGCGACAAAGUGCUCGGCGACGAGGUCAAGUGGUUAGCGGUGACGCACAAGAGCUUCGAUCAUGGAAGGAGGGGUUUCAAUGACCGUUUGGCAUAUAUGGGGCGGCGGAUAGUGGAACUACAAACAUCACAAGCGCUUAUUAGUUCCCCGCAAGAAAACCAGUGGCCAAGAGACGAGAGGGGUCAACCGCUGAAUGACGAUUUUGGCCGCAAGCCGUACCUACAUCCUGCCCUAAACGGCUUGCAGGGCUUGACGGACGAAGCAGAGGGCAUGGUGCUGAACAAGUCACGGUUAUCACAAAUAGCGGAGCGAUACGGACUAGACAAGGUCACCCGGUGGAAACCGAAGCGGGCGGAUAACCUCCAGGGUUCUGGUGUAGAAACCGUCCUCAUGACCUCGUUAUACGCCAUAGUUGGCGCUAUCGCUCUUGAACGCGGCGGUGAAGUGGCGAACAAAGUCGUCCAGGACAAGAUCCUCGCUCCGCUAGGCUUCACCUUUUCCUCCGACUCAUAGCCACAUAAUCUUUAAGCCAUGGCGGAUUAGUCUUCGUGUACAAAAGAGCAUCCAACACUUGUAAUAUACAUGUAGCAAAGGCAAGACGAGAUAUCCUACAAUAUCCGUUCCCCGCAGAAACCAAUUCACGGCACCGAAGUGUUCCAAGUGCGAUGAUUGUAUAAAUGCUAAACAGGAAUGAAACUAGUGCCUCAAAAAUGCGCGUUACUUCAUAGCAUAGAAACCCAAAGAUUUCAGCACAUUCUCAC